CAUAACAAGAAAAAUGUGUUGUUUGUCAUCUCACAUCCUGAUGAUGAGUCAAUGUUUUUUUCUCCAACGAUAAACUACUUAACUGCCAAUGCCUACAACAUUCACAUACUAUGCUUAUCCACAGGUAACGCAGAUGGUAUGGGAAGCAUUAGGAAAGAUGAGCUGCGUCAGGCUUGUGCAGUGCUCAGGGUUCCUCUUCAACAGUUAACGAUUGUCGACCAUCCAAAUUUACAGGAUGGUUUUGGGCAAGUAUGGAGCCAUGAUUUGUUAGAGGAAAUCAUCAGUGAAGAAGUCACUAGUCACGAUAUUCACACGAUCAUAACAUUCGACAACUAUGGUGUUUCUGGUCAUUGCAAUCACCGUGGAGUAGUAAAGUUCUUGCAGACUAAUUCAGAAAGAAAUAUCAAAGCUUGGGAACUUGUAAGCCUUAAUAUCAUCCGCAAAUACUGUGGACCUAUCGACAUUUGGCUGUCAAUUUUGUCAGCCAAAAGACAUGGGAGUAAGGUGAGCAUCAUAAACGAGCAGCCUUUGAAAAGCUAUGAAGCAAUGGCACAACAUUUAAGCCAAUGGGUGUGGUUUAGAAAGCUUUUCGUUUCGUUUUCAAGCUAUACAUACACGAAUACACUUCAAAGGAUCAGCCCUUGAGUCAGAUCUUGAAGAGGACACCGUGCUUGUGAAGUUGAUUGAAUGAUUACUUUCAUUUUUGAAAACAGAAGUUGUAUCUUUGUAAUGAAAUGAUACAAUUCAUCAACAAUGUACAUAUAUAUAUAUUUUUUAUUCAAUGUAAUGAAAUUCUUCCAAGGUAACAAAAAUAUUAUAGGAAAUACAAAAAGUUAAAACACGAAAUGUUCAUCUUCUCCUCCAGCAAACUCUACCUUAAUUCAACGUUUAGCUUUCUCUGCACCUCAUCACGCACCUUGCUCUG
This is a messenger RNA of Brassica napus (rape), 925 nucleotides long. RefSeq names its product probable N-acetylglucosaminyl-phosphatidylinositol de-N-acetylase. The transcript is spliced from 9 exons. Gene Ontology annotation, molecular function: N-acetylglucosaminylphosphatidylinositol deacetylase activity. Gene Ontology annotation, biological process: GPI anchor biosynthetic process. Bases 52 to 645 code for a protein of 197 amino acids. NCBI's taxonomy places the organism in Eukaryota, Viridiplantae, Streptophyta, Magnoliopsida, Brassicales, Brassicaceae. The record is from RefSeq and is a predicted model, not a curated record. Gene Ontology annotation, cellular component: endoplasmic reticulum.